CGCCUGGUUCCCGUCCUCCUUACAGAAGUCAAGGAAGCAUAUUACGAAAGGGAACGAGGGUUGAUACGGCGAAUGAGGGAAAGUGUUUUAGCAGGGCCAUAUCGUAUCAACGAAGGGAACGAGGAGGAGUUAAUCAUAGGGGAGUCCAACUUCCUACUACCUCAAGAGCGAACAUUGGUGGUGGAAUCGAUGAAGAGGAGGCAUCGCGCCUGUGCGUUUAGCGAUGAGGAGCGUGGCACGCUGGAUGUGGACAAGAUACCUAUGAUCCGCAUCCACACCGUGCCACACAAGCCUUGGAACAUGAGAGGGGCGCGAUACCCCAAUCCUGACGAGGAAAGGAAGGUGGUGGAUUACCUCGACGGCAAAAUACAUACGGACGUCGCCGACUAUUCUAGUGGACCGUAUGCGUCCCCGUGRUUUUGCUUCAUUAAGCCUAACGGMACGCUGCGAUGGGUGCAAGAUCUGMAGAGGUUAAAUGCGGUGACCGUGCGAGAUGCUGGAGGACUGCYAAAURCGGAUGCUUUGUCGGAAUCCUGUGCUGGAAGRCCURYAAUUUCGCUUAUAGACCUUYACUCAGGAUACGAUCAGUUUCCAGUCUACCCGCCGGAUAGGCSUGUGACGGCUAUGCACACGCCGCGAGGAUUAAUCCACAUGAACGUGGCCCCUCAAGGCUCGUUGAACCCGGCAGAAAAUGUGGACGAAGUGCCCGAGAGCCAGGACGACGAGUUCGAGGAGGGAGAGAUUAAGGAGGCUUUUCGUGCAGAGGAGUACGACGGGAUCUACCUAGAGCUAGGACUUCUUCUGUCCUGCGAAAUGCAGCUAAGGGAUGCGAGCGAUAUGGCUCAGAGGAUGCUGCAGCGCUACUUAGUGCGAGACGGCCACCUUUUCGUGAGUAGAGAAGUGAGGAAUCCCAGGAGAGUCGCCUGCGGUAGGAAUCGUCAGAUCGACGUGGUAGCAGCGCUCCACGAUGGCAUUGCAGGAGGGCAUCGAGGGGUACAAGCCACAUAUGCCAAGAUAAGUGAGCUAUACUACUGGGAGGGGAUGAUGGAUAUGGUCGGGAAGUUCUGCCGAUCUUGCGUACCUUGCCAGGAAAGAUCCCGUUUAAGGCAAGGAGAGCCGCUGCAUCCAAGGGUAGAGCGAGAGGUGGGGGCCGUAGUGCAUCUCGAUCUACUUUUUAUGUCGCUUGGGGAUCAGGGCUAUAACUACAUCUUCGAUGCGCGCGAUAACCUGUCUGGGUUCGUAGACGAGCGUGCUAUUCGCACGAAGACCGGGUCGGUCCUGGUGAGCUGCAUCGAGGAGUAUUACCUGCGCUAUCCUUUCGUCAGGGAAUUUGUAAUAGACAGGGGAUCAGAGUUUACCUGCCAGGAGGUGCAAGAAUUGUUAUUAAGGUAUGGUGUGGCAGCCAACUACACCACGGCCACGCACCCCCAGGCGAAUGGUCCCGUAGAGAGAGGACAUAGUACCAUUACGAGUCUCCUGGCUAAGUGGACCGAAGGUAGGCCUAAUCAAUGGCCAAGAUACCUAAGGGCGGCGUUCUUUGUCGAGAACAUUACAGUAAAAAGAUCCACCAAGUACGCAUCGGCAACAUUGUGGUAUGGAAGGCACGCCACCUUCCCUAUCGAGAGCUUUCUUAAGAUAUGGAGGCGCCAGGAUCUAGAAGUUAACCUGUCAUUUGAAGAGUUGCUCGAUAUUCAGGCGCGGCAAAUAGGGGCGAUAGAAGAAAGGAUCCAGGAAGCGUCUGACCAGGUGGCGAGAAGCCGUAUGGAUGAUAAGGCUCGAUGGGAUAAAUCUGCGCGGGUGAGGAAAGUACCCUUGGCAGUUGGGGAUGUCGUGCUCCUCUACGAUUCAUCACUGGAGAAGCAAUGGUCCAGGAAGCUCGAUAAGCGGUGGUUAGGUUCCUACCGGAUCGGGAAUUUGUUCAAGGCACAACGCCACUUCACGCAGAUGAAGAGGUGCUCGGCGGCGACGAUAGACGUGUUCGUUGACAUUUGGAACCACAAGGAUUACGAGUUCGAUAACAGACAUCACCGCGGUAUCGUGGCUUACAUGAGGGAGCACGAUAUUGUGGAUAGACGAGAUGUGGACGUCCAGCGAGGCAGUGGCAGGGGGAGGACGGGAGCGUCGCAGUCGCAAGCAGAGAAGCUCGAUCCUGUGGAUGAGGUGGAGAGGUUCCUGGACGAGCAGGCCAGGCGAGCAGAGGCUGCGGAGGGUGGAGGGACAGCCGCAGCAGAGGAUUUGCCAGGGGAGGAGGUGGUUAUGACUGCGCGAGGGAGAAGCGCCGCUCACCGUCAUGAGGGGGACGCACCGGGCCCCGCGGGGAAGAGGCCAGUGGGCAGUGGAGUUGAGGGUGUGCUGCAGGUGCACAAGAGACAGCGGCAGUCUAGUCUGGAUGAGGUGUACGAUCCAGAUGGGCAGGCCACAUUCAGGGACACCUUUUUGUAGUGGUGCUAUGAUAGUGGUAUACCAUUUAAUGCUUUCAGGAGGCAGUCAUGGUAUAGGCACAAGAAGGCG
Messenger RNA from Chara braunii, 2511 nucleotides. Lineage: Eukaryota; Viridiplantae; Streptophyta; Charophyceae; Charales; Characeae. The record is from the annotation of a GenBank genome assembly.